Messenger RNA from Cynara cardunculus var. scolymus (artichoke), 1581 nucleotides. RefSeq names its product transcription factor bHLH18-like. The transcript is spliced from 5 exons. Lineage: Eukaryota; Viridiplantae; Streptophyta; Magnoliopsida; Asterales; Asteraceae. Gene Ontology annotation, molecular function: protein dimerization activity. Bases 110 to 1120 code for a protein of 336 amino acids. The record is from RefSeq and is a predicted model, not a curated record.
GUGAGAAGCUAUUUGGAAAAGAGGAAGAGAUCUCGAGAGUUUUCCCUAAGGCCCUUAAGCAUUGCUGCACGUGAUAUACAUUAAGCAAGAUAAGCCAAACGCACUUAUAAUGGAUAUCCCUUCCAUGGUAUGGUUACCUGAGCUGGAAAUGGAAGAGCCUAGUCGCAGCAUGAAACAACAUCAGCAACCAUGUCCUUAUUAUAGUGAUUCUGUAGAUUCAUUUUCUUCAGAAAGGUUCAAAGGUUAUCCCAAUAUGGUUACAGUAAACCAAUCUAUUCAAGUAUCCUCAAUCAAUGGAGAUCAAGACAAGCAACAAGAUUAUAGACCAACUAAGAGUAGUCCGUUUUCUCCAAGCUAUGGUUCCUUAUCCAACACUUUUACAAUAUCUUUCGGAGACCCUACAUCACCUCAAGAGACUAACCCAUAUCAAUUCUACCGAGGAUCCAAACUGAAAUACCUUGAUGCAGUGACACCUAAAGAGGAGAAGAAUCUCAACGAUUUUCUUGGAUCCGUUGAGGUUACCGGAAGGGUUCGGAGCACAAGAAGAAAUCAUAGACAAGCUCAAGAACAUGUCUUGGCAGAGAGGAAACGAAGAGAAAAGUUGGCUCAACGCUUCAUUUCUUUGUCUGCUCUCCUUCCUGGACUUAAAAAGAUGGAUAAGGCUUCUGUGUUGGAAGAUGCAAGUAAGUACAUAGUGCAACUUCAAACCCGGGUGAAGGAACUCCAAGAAACAUCAGUGAAGGGAAAAGAUAUCAUCCAUGAAUCAGUUGUUCCUAUAAGGAGAUCCAAGUUUAGUGGUCGUCAUGAAGACAAUGGUGCAUCUUCUUCUAAUGACACUAACUAUUUACCUAGUAGCAGCACUUACAAUCCGGAGAUCAAAGCAAGAACUUCUGGAAGCAAAAUACUUGUAAGAAUCUUCUGUGGGAGAAGUUCCGCACUAGUAUUGAAAACCCUAGCUGAGAUGCAGAGACUUCACAUUACCAUCAUUUGUUGCAGCGUUCUUCCCUUCUCCAACACUACUCAGUUAAUUACCAUCACGGCUCAGAUGAGUGAUGAGAUGGUCAUAACGAGGAAGUAUAUCGUGAAAUGCCUGAAAUUAGCUCUUAGUAAAUUCCCGUGACAUGUACUUAAUUUGAAGAUUCCUUGAAGAGGACUGAAGGUGCAAUGGUUCACCUGACCUCCCUUUUUCCAUGUAUUAUUUGUUAAAAUCUAAUAGUCUCAUAAAUGGGAUUUUUUCUAUUUAAGUGGUAUGCAGUAGGGAAAAAGAGGAUUUCGCAUGCAGCAAGAUUCUGGUUCAUUGACGCUUCAAACAUCUUAGCAAGAUCAUUUCGUGCAUUAUAUAGCUUAGGGAAUUUAUAUAGUAAAUUACUAUAUGCAACUACGAAAAAAAUACCUUUGUGAUGACAAAAGCCAUUGAUGUAUAUUACAAAAUCGAUGAGUAGACCUACUGUGACGGUUGUUAUUGCUAUAGGAUUUGUUGUAACCAUUUCUUAUUUGUAGCCUGUUGGAGCUAUACUUGUCGUCGCAGUCUGUGGUAAACUAUUGCGACGACAAUGCGUCCUCAUAUAUGUAAAGUUGAAA